CGUUUUUCCUACGACACGCUCCUAUUAGGUGCCGUUGUACGGUGGUGCCGGAUUGGGGUGUGACAGCAGAGCUGGCGGGGUAGCUCGUGCCCUACUCCCUCCUUGCUAAUCGAUUUAGAGUAGGUACAAUAGAAAGCUAUAUGCCAGCUAUAAACACAUAUCGAGGAGACGAAAGAAGAGAGAGAUGAGCAGCGGGCUACAAAUUUGUAGCCAACUACAGGCAGCAUAGGCUCCAAGACAAAAUGUAUUUAUGACGGGUGGGACCAUGUACUAAUAGUGUAUGAAUUGGUUAUUAAAUUAACUACAAAUAAUUUGGAUCCAGUAGUUGACUAUACUAUUAAACUUGCUCUUAGGUGCAUUCUCCUCCGCUGUAUCUACUCGCCAACUCCCUAUCAUCCACUUUGCUACGAGUUUGCUUUUUCUCUAAUUCAACAAUUUAUCAUCCACUUUGCUUUCUUUAUAAUACGAUGUUGACUGUAUCAACUGUUUCUUCAUUCGUCAUUGAAUUGGAUAAUUUAAAAUAAAACACUUAAAACACCCUUCACUACAUUUAUAGUAUAUGGUUGGGCAAUUGAUUGACCAACUAACAGUUUUGAAAAAACAAAACUUUUGUGCAGGCUCUUUUACACAAUGUAGAAGUUUAUGUUUGCGUUUGAGGAAUUUUUUUCAUUUUUUAAACGAUGACAGCUAGCCAGCGGCCAGCAGAUUAGCACAAUAAUACUAUGAAAAGACCAAAGUGACGUGACCAAUGGCAUCAUACAGUAACAGCACAAGCACACACUACACGCACUCAUUGUUGUACGGCUAAAGAGGUGCACUGGGGCCGACUGGGUAUGCGUUGCCCACGGGAAUAAACAGCACGACGACAUGGGUGCCUGGGUGCACCGAUCCAUGGGCCCUCCUAGUUCCCACACCCACACACCCACACCCACACGUCAAAGACCCACGGUUUCCAACCGAGAAGAUUCAUGCGCGGCUGCCCACUCCGCAUAUUCCGCGUGAAUCCUCUGCUCUCCUCGCCCCGUUCUGCCCAUUUUGCAGCUAUCAACCAUCGCAAACCACCGGCCCAGAGCCGCAUCAUCGUUUGGCUUGGAUCCGCAUCACUGAUUCACUGCACUUCGCCCGCCGUCUGCAAAGUCACCGAUCUGUUUGGUACUUACUUGUACCUUUGCUCACAUGGUCAGACACGCUAUGUUAUGCGCCGACUUGCAAAAAUUCCACUGCUACGUAGCACACUCACCUAUAAAUUGCAUUCACCCGCUUCACACUUUCGCCAAACAAAACCAACCGAAAACAAACAUUCCUCUGAUAAUUAAGUUAUAUUAUACUUCCAAAGAAUCAUCGCCAUCAUGAGUGUGGAGAUCCUCGACGGCAAGACGGUCCUGAGCUUCGUGGAGGACGAGGGCGCCUUCAACUCCUCCGUCGACGGCCGCUUCGCCGCGCUCGACACCAACCGCGACGGCCUCCUCUCCUACGCCGAGAUGGCCAACGAGCUCAUGAGCCUCCGCGUGCUGGACAAGCACUUCGGCGUCGACGAGGCCGCCAUGGGCGCCGACGAGCUCGUGGAGCUGUACCACGGCUUGUUCUUGCGGUUCGACCGCGAUGGCAGUGGCGCCGUCGACCUGGAGGAGUUCCGGGCGGAGAUGAAGGAGGUGUUGCUCGCUGUCGCCAAUGGCCUCGGGUUCCUGCCCGUGCAGAUGGUGGUCGAGGAAGGCAGCUUUCUCAAGGUUGCUGUCGACAGAGAGCUGGCCAAAGCGGCUUGAAAUAUACCUCAACCGGCGAGCAAAUUAAUUUUCACAUGUCCAUUUACGAUUUUGGAUUGCUUCUUAUUGUUCUUACUUCUUGCAUUUGUUGAGCUAUACUAUGUAUCGUUUUGAUAUUUCAGAUGAAAACGGUACAUCGAUAGAACACUUGAAAAAUCCUGUACCAUUUUUAUUUCUAUUUCAUUAUUAUAAAUAAUCGGAACACGACAACUGAUUAAAAAACGAAAA
Oryza sativa Japonica Group (Japanese rice) is the source of this 1991-nucleotide messenger RNA. NCBI's taxonomy places the organism in Eukaryota, Viridiplantae, Streptophyta, Magnoliopsida, Poales, Poaceae. The record is from RefSeq and is a predicted model, not a curated record.